AUGCAGCAGACCUCCUACUAUUUCGUCCUUCCUACAGUCGCAAUUCUUCUUACCUUUGUGUUGUUUCUACGCUCGAAGGCACGCAAAUCUUCGGUACAGAGGAUUCGUGGACCUCCUAGUCCUUCAUUUCUCUUGGGUCAUGAAUACCUCUUGUUUAAUCGCCAACAUGUAGGCGACAUGGAAAUGAAGUGGUGUCAAGAAUACGGGGCUGUAUACAACACCAAGGGUUGUUUCGGGCAAGACAUUUUGUCCAUCGCCGAUCCCAAGGCAUUGCAGUACAUUUUUCAUUCAUCUGGAUACCGAUUCCCAAAGACACAAGACUCCUACCAUGCUCUACAGGCUUUCAUGGGACAGGGCUUAGUUAGUGUGGAUGGUGAAAUCCACCGACGCCAGCGGAAAAUCCUCGGUCCCGCCUUUGCGACAUCUCAACUCCGACUCUUUUUGACUGUCUUUCAGACAUCUGCAGUGAAGCUUACAGAGAAGAUUAGCGAGCGUGUUGGGGAUGCCAAAGUGCUCAAUGUGCUUGAAUGGACGGGCAAGGCUGCACUAGAUAUCAUUGGCAUUACCUCUUUCAGAUAUCAAUUCAACUCACUGGGCGAUGGAAACACUGAGUUGAUGAAGGCGGUCAAUAAUAUCUUUAGCGAAGCUCUGAGCUCGCCGACAUCCCUAGAGCUUCUGUAUCUAGCGCUUUGGCGUCUACUUCCCAGUUGGCUGCUUAAGCCGCUCGAAUGGCUACCCAAUCGAGAGAUUAUGCGACUGAACUUCUUUAAAAACGUCGCAAUGAAAGUAUCUAGACCCAUUUUCGAGAAACAGCUGAAAGAAGUGGCCGGUGAUGUCAAUCCAGCUGAGAAGGAUGUCGUUAAUGUUCUUGCGAUGUCUCAUCUCAACGAUGAUGCGAAGAAGAAGAUGAGCGACAUCGAAAUCGAUUCUCAGCUAGCGACGUUCAUCCUAGCCGGUCACGACACGACUGCGAAUGCCAUGGCUUGGCUUCUCUAUGAGCUAAGUCUUCACCCAAAGGAUCAAGUAAAGAUCCGAGAGGAGAUUGCGCAAACCAAAGCAAAUGCUCCGGGAGCGCUUACCUCGGAUGAUUAUGAUUCAAUGACUUGGCUGAAUGCUUGUAUUAAAGAAUCUCUCCGUCUUCACCCCCUGGUGCAUGUCCUAUUUCGUGAAUCAGCCCAGGAUGACGUCCUGCCCCUCUCCCAACCUAUCGCCACCUCGGACGGCAAAUUGUGUUCACAGAUUCCUAUUUGCAAGGGCCAGGUCGUUAUGACUGCUUUGUAUUCCUAUAAUCGGCUUCCGUUGGUCUGGGGUGAUGAUGCCGAGGAAUGGAAUCCUAGUCGAUUCCUUGACGGUCGGGAUGCUAAACAAGUAUCUCUUGGAGUCUACGCGAAUUUGCUGACAUUCAGUGCUGGUAUUCGUGGAUGUAUUGGCUGGCGAUUUGCUGUCAUGGAAUUGCAGUCUGUGGUCACGGAACUCCUGAGUAACUUCGAUUUCAGCAUGCCGAAGGGAGCUCCGAGAUUACAGCAUGGUCCCGCCGGUGUGACUUUGGGCCCCAUCGUCCCCGGAAAGGCAGAAGAGGGACCACAAAUCCCGUUACUUGUAACUGCGCUCAACAGGUAGGUCUAGAAGAGGAUGGGCUACAGUGCCGGUGUUUUAGACAUCAGAGUAUUUUUCGUGGGACUCUACAUCAAUGAUUUCAACUUGUUUAUAUAUUAUGGAGGACGUAUACGGUAGACAGAUUACUACUC
Molecule: messenger RNA, 1748 nt
Organism: Desarmillaria tabescens
Lineage: Eukaryota; Fungi; Basidiomycota; Agaricomycetes; Agaricales; Physalacriaceae
Product: cytochrome P450
Exons: 15
Coding region: 1-1620 (539 amino acids)
Molecular function (GO): iron ion binding; heme binding; monooxygenase activity
Source: RefSeq, a predicted model, not a curated record